This is a messenger RNA of Lethenteron reissneri (Far Eastern brook lamprey), 5053 nucleotides long. Its product is annotated as rho-related GTP-binding protein RhoE-like. Lineage: Eukaryota; Metazoa; Chordata; Hyperoartia; Petromyzontiformes; Petromyzontidae. Gene Ontology annotation, molecular function: GTP binding; GTPase activity. The record is from RefSeq and is a predicted model, not a curated record. Gene Ontology annotation, biological process: small GTPase-mediated signal transduction.
UGGCCAGGUGUCUCGCCCUAUAGGGGCUCGUUUGUGUUGACGCAGGGGCAAUUUGGUCGGCGUUGAUAUGCGCGUCGGCGUUGAUAUUAUACAACGGGGGGUAAUGAAACGGUCGUUGUUUCAUGGGACGGGGAGGCAGACGAGUCUCAGCUUUUAACGAGAGAUGUCGUGCAAUUGUUUAAAAUGUGCAACAGGCAAAUGUGCGUUGCGAUGGCACGCCAAGGUGUUGCAGAAGCAACCACAGCUGAAGAAUCGGCAGCAGCAGGAGAAGCAGCAUCAGCAGCAGCAGCAAGGAGGAGGAUGCUGGUGAUGAGAACGUGGAGCCCGGCUCCUCGCUGCAAGGUGGUGCUGGUCGGAGACAGCCGCUGCGGGAAAACGGCGCUCAUCUCGGUGUUCGCCAAGGAGCGAUUCCCCGAGAAUUAUGUACCCACUGUGUUUGAGAACUACACGGCAACUUUUGAGAUUGAGCGGCAGACGAUUGAGUUGAACAUGUGGGACACUUCAGGGUCCCCGUAUUACGACAACGUCCGGCCACUCUCCUAUCCCGACUCGGACGCUGUGCUCAUUUGCUUUGACAUCAGCCGGCCCGAGACUCUAGAUAGCGUGCUCAAAAAGUGGCAUCGCGAGAUCCACGAGUUCUGCCCCAGCACCGAGGUGCUGCUCAUCGGCUGCAAGGCCGAUCUGCGCGCGGAGGCCGACGCUCUGCGGGACCCGGACGAGCCUCUCGCCGGCCCCGUGUCGUACGACCAGGGCUUCAACGCGUCCAAGCAGAUGGGAGCCGCCGGCUAUAUGGAGUGCUCGGCCAAGACGUCGGAGAACGGAGUCCGCGACCUGUUCCGAAUGGCGACGCUCGCCUCCGUGGGCCGGGGGCCGGGUGCCUCGGGAAAAGGCAAGGGCAAGAAGAGCAAGACCACGCGGGGCAGCGGCCACCGGAGAGGCACGUCCGCGGGCGGAGGAACGCCGGCGGUAGUGCCGCCGGCGUCCAGCAUGGCCGCAGCGUUGAGGCGGAGGUUGUCCCAGCUGCCCCAGAGCUCCUCUGGCUCGGACAUCGGCCCUCACCCGCAACUCCUGCGCAGCGUCAAAGCCAAGAGCUGCACCAUCAUGUGACCGUGCUGAUUGUGGGCGAGUGUGGCCGUGUGUGUGUAGGCGUUUGUAUUUGUCCGUGUGUUUGUGUGUUUGUUUGCUGGCCUUCAUAGGUGCUUGCUAACAGCACUUGUCCCAACAGCCUAUUAAGGCCUAUACUGGGGGAUCUUUGUCUUUGUGUGAGGGAGUGGUGGUAUCGUGGUUAGUGCACUGCACUAUGAACCCGGCAUCCCGAGUUCGAUUCCCGCUUUCGGGCAAUAACAGUGGCGAAUAUUUGAAUCUGUCCUGGGCCCCCCCCCUAGGUCGACUCAGCCUGAAAUUAUUAACUGGUGUGAUGCGUGAAACAUCAACAUUUGGGUGACAAAGGCAGCCAAGGAUUGUGUUGGCCACCCACCCCCUCGUGUGCCCGUGUCAGCCUUCAUUGGUGCCCGCUAGCAGCUCUUGCCCCAACAGUCUGCUAAAGGCUAUAUGGGGCAUCUUUGUAUGCAUGUGGCGAGCGGUGGCACAGCGGUUAGCAGGCAGCUGAAAUCCCGAGUUGAUUCACUGAUAUCAGCAGUCAGAGGCGUAGCUAGGGGGGGGGCAGGGGGGUACACGUGUCCCCGGGCGCCAAGGUAAAGGGGCGCCAAAAUGAGGCUUACAACGUGACAUUAUAACUUAUUGCGGCGGGCGUGGCAGCCUGAAACUACUGCACAAAUCUACACCUCAACCUAAAACUUCAAUGGGACAAGAUCGUCUUAGCGAUGUUGCUCUUCUUAGCGUUGAAAGAGAAACAUUGGAAAAAACUGAUUUUGAUUACGUGAUUGACCAGUUUGCGACAGUGAAAUCAAGAAAAAUUAAUCUUUUGUAGACUAUGUCAACCAGUCUACGACAGUGACUGAAUGAGCCAUGUAAUAUAAUGUCUAUAAAUUUGCUUCUCUAAAUAAAAUGUUUCAUUAAAAUUUAAAUUGUUAUCCCUUAUUCGAUGUAAUAGGAAAAUGUGAUUAAACGGGGGGGGGGGGGGGGGGCGCCAAUUUUAUAGUUCGUCCCCGGGCGCAAAAUAUCCUAGCUACGCCUCUGUCAGCAGUGCUGGCUCAAUGCUCUCUGACCCCUGAGCCACCUGGUCACCUCCUUGCGGGUCGUUUUUAAGCCUCGGAGAUGAGAUUAUGACACCCGCACAUGAUGGCCAACUAUUACAAAGAUGUCGCAGGCUCUGAGCGAUAUGAUUUCAUCGUUGUGAGAGCCAAGACGGGUGGAGCAGUGGCAAAGUGGUUAACGCCGCAUUCAAUGAAUCUAGCGAGCUGGGUUUGAUUCCCGGCCACAGCUCACAUCAGUGAUAUCUGAACCAGUGCUGGGCCUCCACUAGGUCGACCCAGCCCUAAAUGAGUAACCGGUGUGUUGUGUAAGCAUCAGCACUGUGGAGACAAAGGCGGCGCGGCGUGGUGCUGGCCACACCAUCCCCUCGUGUGCUGUGCUAGCCAUAAUAGGUGUUCGCGAACAGCACUUGUAGGCUAUUCGGUGGAUAUUCAUCUUUUGUUUUAUGUGUGCGUUGUGUAUUUUCAUUUGUGUAUGUUUAUAUGCUGGCUGUGGUGUUGCCCACACCACGCAUUUGUGUGCCAUGCUGGCCUUAGUUGCCGGUCUCAGUAGGUGCCUGAUAACAGAACUUGCCCUUGUAAGGAAAAUCUUUGUGUAUGUCUGUGCUCCGGUGGCAUUAAUGUUAACUAAGCCACCACUUUAAAAUUCAAGAGAUCUGGGUUCACAUUCCUGCCAAUGCCCUUCGGUGGCAAUUGUUUCACCAUCAGAACUUGGUUGAGCUGAGGCUUCCAGAGGUUGACUUGAGCUCAUAAUAUAUUAUUGGCCGUGGCGGUAUUCUGAACGUCGAUGGUGUGGAAGCUAAGGCAUCGGGUGGUGCUGGUAACGCCACCUUCCUGUGUCCUGCCAGACUUAACAGGUGCUCGCUUGGCAAUGUUUGCACCAGCAAUCUUUUCACGCUAAAAGAGGGAUCUUUGUAUUUUUUUGUGCGUGCGUGCUUACGUGUUUGUGUGGUUGUUUCCCCAAUAGUUGUCAUGAUACAAAUGUGAUUUGAUAGGAAGAGUGGCUGUUUAAUGUUAAGUUGUAAACACAAGAUCGCUUUUCAAGGUUACCGUCCAGGAAGGGGAAUUCAGAAAUUUGUUUUUUUUUCCUUUCCUAGCAAGCUAUGUCCACGUACCAAAUCCAAGUUUAAUUUGAGUGACAUUGCCAGUGGGUUUUGGCCAGUAACGAUGAAAUAUUUUAACCAAGCGGUAAUAUUUUCUCAUUUUAUCAUGUGCAUAAUACAUUUCAUCAGGCCGGUUUAAAAUGAUAACGUGUUCACCAGUUAGCGUUUGUCGUCAGCUGUUGGCAAUGAUCUGUCGUGACUUUAUUUGAUCAAAUAAUGAAAAUAUUGGGGUGGCAGGGUGGAGGAGUGUAAGGUACAAUCUUUUCAUUUUGCUAUUAAGCCAAAAUGUGUAAGUACAACGAUUACAUUUUAGACUCGCCACGCUUCUGUUCUUGCAAGGCAGUUAUUUAAAGAAAACGAUUUGUGUGUUUUUUUUUCUUUCAAAUUUAACAUUUGGAUGAUAACAUUGGCAUACAGUGGGCCUAUCCUUUCCAUGUUCUAAUUAUAAAAUUGAGCAUGCUUUAGGCUUCAAGCAAGCCCUGUGGAGAUACCGGUUAACAUGGUAAAAUUACCACUGACUGGUAAAUUGGCUUUAUUGUGAACCCACCACUCCGUUCAGGUCAAGAAAUAUUGAAAGUGUCUCCCCUGCUCAAGUGAACAAUGGAGCCACGUUAAUUUCCCUCGGGUAGCCUUAAACCAGUCGCGGAAAUCCCACAUUCGGAAUCUGAAUCUUUCAUAUUUUUUAUUUAUUUUAUCCGAUGAGCUGUGAAGCUCUUUUACACAGAUGUCCAGUCGGAAGUUACAACAAUAAAAAAUACAAAAAACGAUGAGAGUGCAAAAUAGAGAAAAGGAAAGCAAGUCACGAAAUAUAAAUUAAGAUAAAUAAAAUAUACAAGUGCUCAUUGCAUGAGUACGUACAUUCCUGCCGAUUUUCCAAUACUGAAUGCCAGCUUGGGCAAGGCAACAAAACAAAAACAGUCCCAGACCACACUGAGACAAUAAAAUCGCACAUUCCAAUGGUGGGGGGCCAGUAUAUCCAGAUAGGAUGAGCACUGUCAACCUUCAACAGAGUAGCACUAUGCUUAUUGAUCUCAUGGGGGUGAUAGGCUGAAUCAACCACGCGGACAAAGUCUGGAACUCGUAACCAUCGCCCAUGGCAGAGUGGCCGUCAAAGGAGGGGAGGGGGACACGCCUGGGAGGGUGACCACCGUGGCAGUGCAGCGAAAACAAUCGGCGCACGCACGCGGGAGUUUGAUGGAUUGUUGCGUCGCAGGAUCUUGUGGAGGAUAGCAAGGGCUUGGGGAGGCCUUCGUCCUGCCGCAGACAGACGGCGGAGGAUGACGAACCUUGAGAUUGUGCGUCGAGCAGUCCGCCACAAGCACGGCCCGCUGGGAUGACCACCAGGCUCGGCAUUGUUAGCCGUGAUCUAGCCACCGCUGGCUACGCAAGUGCAAGUAACUCCGUGUUUUCUAAAAUAAUAAAGCACUCUUGCAGAGUUGUAUCGGAUAGACUGUGACGGAAACUGAUGUGCCAAUUUAAUUCAAAUUGGCUCUUUGCACUAUAACUGAAUUAGGAGCUAAUUGUGCUGAAAAUGUCGCUGUGUCUGUGACUUGGUGCAUAUGGCAAUGCACAUACAGAUAGUAAAUUGGCUCUUUUAUGUUACUUUUAAUGCACGUGUCCAUGAGUAAUGGGUUUUGUGAUGUUUAUUUUCAUUAAACGUGGCUCCGUGAUUAGAUAUGGACUGUGAUUAAUCCCACCGUUGCAGUGCUUCAUUUCUUCAAGCUACUCUGUCAAUUCUCUUUGUAUUUCACACGAUUCGUUAAAUCAUGACAAAAAAUAAACAAAAACCCAUGUCUG